AGGGCCUUCUCUAGGCCUGCUCACCACGCGGCUUGGGCCUCCAACUCCCAGAAUGCCUGGCCGUUGGCUGGGAGGGCGAGGGCUUCUGGGAGUUGUAGGCAGUCCGCAAUGACCCAAUAGUGAAGCGGGCCGUUAGUUAGGGCGACCUCUGCAUUCCGAGGCGAGAGAGGGUUUGCUGAGGCCGGGCCUUCCUUCCUUUCCUGAGGGGAGGGCCGCUCGGGCCUAGUCGGGCCUAGUCGGGCCUUGCUCCUCCCUCCCUCCCUCUCUCACUCCGCCUCCCUCCCUCCCUCCCUCCCACGCCUUUAUUACGCGAGGCCCCGGCCGCCUCUUCUCCGGCUAGGCCCCGCCUCGCUGAGGGAGGGCGGAGAAGGCGAAGCGAAGCGAAGCGAGGAACCCCAGGCAAGGCAGUCAGUCUCGGCGCGGCCUGUCUUGGGAGUCUCGGAGCGGCCUUCUCUUCCUUCCAUCUCUUGAGGGAAGGGAGGGAGGAGAGAAGGGAGGCGGCGGCCAGGCGCUCUCCAGGCCGGGCUCCGCGUUUGAUGGAUCCCCGGAUCGCCUGGUUCCAGCCAGAGCAGCUCGGCCCCUCCAACCGCCUGUGGAUGCAGACCUGGGAGACCACGCAAGGGAUGCGCAACCUCUACUUCCAGCAGCAGCAGCAGCAGCAAGAGCAGCCUCCCUCCUCGCCUCAGCCCCCCGCCAUCGUCGGCAUGAACUUCUUGCCCCUGGAGAACAACAACCACCACUACAAGCUAGGCCCGGCCUCCUCCUCGGCCUCGAUUGGCGCGCCUUCCCCGGCCUCGGCGGCGGCCAGCAACAAGAGGAAGCGCGUCAACAAGGCCAGCACCUUCGGGCUCAAUUUCGCGCUUCUCUUGGGAGGAGGAGGGGAAAGCGGAGGAGGAGGAGGAGGGAGCAGCAGCAGCCCCAAGUUGCCCGGGGAAGGGCCCCGAGAAGAGGAGCCUCCAGCCGGCCUGGGAUACACCGGCACGCCCUGGAAGAAGGACGAGGCCAAGGGCGGCUAUGGGCCCGGCGUGAUCGGUCUCCAUGAAGAGAUCAAUGACUUCUACAAGUACAUGUCUCCCAGACCCGAAGAGGAGCGGAUGCGAAUGGAGGUGGUGAAUAGGAUAGAAAAUGUCAUAAAGGAACUCUGGCCUAAUGCAGAUGUGCAAAUAUUUGGAAGUUUUAAGACUGGCUUAUAUUUACCUACUAGUGAUAUUGACUUAGUUGUGUUUGGAAAAUGGGAGACGUUGCCUCUGUGGACUCUGGAAGAAGCUCUCCGAAAGCACAAUGUAGCAGAUAAAGGUUCAGUAAAGGUGCUAGACAAAGCGACUGUUCCUAUAAUUAAGCUCACUGAUUCCUUUACUGAAGUCAAAGUUAAUAUCAGCUUCAAUGUACAGAAUGGUGUAAAAGCUGCUGAUCUCAUCAGAGAUUUUAUUAAGAAAUAUCCUGUAUUGCCAUAUCUAGUUUUAGUACUGAAACAGUUCUUAUUACAGAGGGACCUCAAUGAAGUAUUCACAGGUGGAAUUGGAUCUUAUAGUCUUUUUUUAAUGGCUGUCAGCUUCCUCCAGCUACAUCCCAGAGAAGAUGCUUGCAACCCCAAUGCCAACUAUGGUGUCCUUUUAAUAGAAUUUUUCAAGUUGUACGGACGUCAUUUCAACUAUUUGAAAACAGGAAUUCGAAUAAAGGAUGGGGGGUCCUAUGUGGCCAAAGAUGAAGUGCAGAAAAACAUGCUGGAUGGUUAUAGGCCGUCCAUGCUGUAUAUUGAAGACCCAUUGCAACCAGGUAAUGAUGUCGGAAGGAGUUCUUAUGGUGCCAUGCAAGUUAAACAGGCCUUUGAUUAUGCAUAUGUCGUUCUGAGCCAUGCAGUAUCACCAAUAGCGAAAUAUUACCCCAACAACGAAAGUGAAAGUAUAUUGGGAAGAAUAAUUCGAGUAACGCAAGAAGUGGCAACAUACAGAGACUGGAUAUCAAAGCAGUGGGGAAGUCAAAGUAGCACAGAAACUUCAUGCAACGGCAAUGGUGUGACAAUAGAUAACCAGCAGCUGGACAAAUGCAACAAUAAUCUCUCUGAAGAGAGUGAGUCGCUAGGGAAGCCUAGGAGUAAAACUUCAGAGACGCCAAGCAAGCACUCAUCGAAUUCUUCAUCAGGUCCUUUAUCGUCAUCGUCUUCCACACUUUCCAGCUCUAGUGAUGUAGAGUCUGAUGGAACACCCUGCAAAACAUCUAAACAGCUGGGCUGCCGCCAAACUACAGCAAACAGAACUCAGGACAUAUCACUGGGAUCGACCCAGAUGAGUGGGAAAAUUCCAAGCAGCCAGGCUAUGAAUACGUCUAGCACUGGAAACAAAUCCCAGCACGGAUCAACGAGGUUAUUCCGCACUUCUUCCAACAAAGGGUUCCAAGGUCCAGGGAAUUCAAGCCAUGGCACUUCGGUGACGAACAAACCGCACCAAGGCAGCAAAUCCCACCAGUUUUACCACAACAAAAAGAGGAAACACAAGAGGGACGCUGCCCUUUCAGACCUUUGUAGAUAGUCUUCCUAUCUGAAGAAAUACGUGACUGUACUUCUGUGUGCAAUGAUCUCAAUGCUACAAAGGAUAAGUUGGACACUGACUCCCCCGGACCUCAUCCGGAGUCUCAAGACUGUUGAAAACGUUGAUUAGCAACACAUUUUAGUUUAUUUUUAUUUUAUUUUUUUCCAGCUCGCCACGGAAAAGAUCAUGAAGACUGACAACUGCAAAAAAAAGGAAAAAAAAACACAAAAAAGAAAUUAAAAAUUUAAAAAUGGGUGGGGAAUGGUGGGUGGGGAGGAGGAGCCUGCUCAUCCGAUAAAGUCAUAUACUACAACAGGGUUGUUAAAGGUAUAUUUAAAAAAAAAGCUUGAAUGUAAAAUAAAUAUCUCCUAUCAGCUUUUAUGCUGAAAACGUAGGGAUAGGACUCAGUGUGUUUAAGGGGUUGGUAAUGAACUAAAAAUAAAGGAGAGGGGGGCAAGAAAAGCAGGGUGGGGGGUAGCGUUUUGAAGGGAACCCAAAUCUCCAAGCAGAGAAGACGAAAAAUGUGCGCAUGAUAAAUUUUUAAAUUAUUUUUGCAUAUAUUUACCAUUUUAUCGUGUAUCGAUAGGCGACCAUACAUAUUAGGAGAAUCGAACAUUUGUAAUAGUGGAUUUGUUAAUACUUUUUACAUAACAUGACUGUUGAAAUGGUAGAGGACACCUUUUCCUCCCACUCCUCCUCCCGAUUUUCCUCUCUAGAUUUGUUAUUUAUUCAUAUAUUUUUUUAAUUUGUCAGGUGAAAAAUCAGACAAACAUAAUAGGCUAGGAUUUGUGGUGGAUUUUUUUCCCCUUCUCCUUUUAGCCUUGGAAUAAUGAUUGAAUAGCACAUCUCUGCGUCUGCACAAGUUGUCCUUUCGAGGAAGGGAAAAAAUAUAUAGGAAAAGAAAGCUAGGGGUAAAGUCUCGUUUUUCAAAUGUCGAAAUGCAUCCUGUGUCAACUCUUUCUCUUUGGAGGGAAAAAAACAAACAAAACAAAACAAUGAAUUCUUCCACUUGUUUCUAAAGUGCCAUCAUGGGGUGUUCCAGCUUUCCUCCGAAAUCGUAACACACUUUGCUGUGUUUUAAGGGGGAAACAACCGACGUUGGGUUAUGUUUGGAUUUUUUGGGAUUUUCUUUCAACCGACUUUUCUGAAAUUCAUAUUAUGCAUUUGGAUAGGAAAUCCUAUCAUCCUUAGUGCUAAUGAGGAAGCGCUCUCAAUCCUAUGCCUUUUUUCUUGUGCGUGCCUUCAUCCUUAUGUCUUAUUUUUUUUUCUUUCCUCUUGUUACAACUUUCUAUCUUUUUCCUUCUUUUUUGAAAAAGGAGAAAUAGGCGGUUGAUGACUUUUGUGUGAUUUCGUUCCCUUUUUGGGAUCUCCCCCCCCCCUUCUAAUAAAAGCCCACCCCUUAAAAAAGAAAAGACUUCUUCAAAUAACGGACAUAAAUUUGUAUUUAUAUAUAAGUGAAUUUUUUUUCAUAUUCACAUCUUUCUUCCUGGAGUCCUCAUCCCAAGAAAAAAACGACGAGUUCGAACAUUUCCUACGCUUUGUGCGACCGAAGCAAACGUCUCCAGCUACGAAAUGCGAAAAGGAAUGUGUAGAAGUUUGUAGUCACUUGCAUUGUUUGCAAAUAUAUAUAGAUAUAGAUAUAUAAAUAUAUAUUUGGAGCACUUUAACGGAUAGAAUGUACAGUGACGUUAUUGUAAGCUUUUUCUUUUGAAGCGGAAAGUGUGCGUGAUUGCGUGUCUUCGUAAGUACGAAUGAGUGUGUUUCGGGGAGGGGGGAGAACGACGCCGACGAUCAUUUCUUCGAGGAGCGAUGAUCGCUUUUAGACAUUUUUUUUAAUUGCAGACCAACUUGACCUUUCAUGCGCGAUGAUCGUGCGCGGAAGCUUUUAAAGUAAAAUUUAAAAAAAUAAUGCAACACGACCAAAAACUGUCAUGAAUGGAAACUUAAUAAAACGCUCUCUCGAUAUACGAAAGCAUUUUGAUUUCUUUUCAAAAGAGAAAAAGGGAGGAAAAAAGAAUCAAUCUUUGCCACCAUAAAUUCUUUAGGACACUAAACUUAAGUAAGGGGGGGAAAAAAGGAAUGUUAACUUGACAAUAGUGUUCAAUUUCGAUACAUGUUUUGUUUUUCCGUUAACUCAACUGUCAUAUUAUGCAAUAUCGAAAUAUUUAUUUUGAGUUUAAAUACAUUUUUUGUAACUGUAGGACUACCUUCACUGCUUUGGGAACAAAUUCUAAAUUAUCUUAAUCCAGUAUUACUUAGCUGCUGUUCUUGAAUGCUGUUACAAUUGUGUAAUACACCAAUCUGUAUUACUUAUCCACACUGAAGGCUUUUUUUAUAUUAUUGUUACUAUUAUUAUUUAAUAAUUUGAUUUUUUUUUUAAUUUUCGGGGGGAAAAAUCACCCUCUUUGUUGGAAACGAAUGUUCUGUCAGGAUGCAGAGAUUGGUGUUCCAAUAAGUAUCUGAUUAUUUUAAUGUGGUGGUAGCGGGAAGAUAAUCUUGAUUCCAUUGGGAAUCUUAGGUUUGCCUCAAUUUAUGGUUUUCAUAAAUUUUAAUGGAAAAAUAGCUUUUCCUGGACUGCUCGAGUUUCAUUUUGUAAACGGUAUCUUUCUAACAGGAGAAGACGAGGACAAAGCAUGAAGGACAAACUGAGGUAUUUACUUCACCUCAAAUAACCAGCAUUGUAUUCAUGAAACACUGUAUAUCUAGCAAAAACCUUUAUUUAAGCGGAACAGUUGAACUGUUCUUAUUAUUUUUUUUUCAAUCCAGAGUAAAAAAAUUACUUUCAAAACCUUUUAAGUUUUGCCUGCUCAUUUAUCUUGUACAUUUCAUCUCUGUAUUCAACCGAAGUCAUUUUUUUUUGAGUUUCAAUACUUUUUUGUGAAAAUUUUUGUGAAAUAUAUAUAUAAAAAAAUAAAUGUUUCAACACAA
Anolis sagrei ordinatus is the source of this 5456-nucleotide messenger RNA. RefSeq names its product terminal nucleotidyltransferase 4B (gene TENT4B). Gene Ontology annotation, biological process: RNA 3'-end processing. Gene Ontology annotation, molecular function: mRNA binding; poly(A) RNA polymerase activity. Gene Ontology annotation, cellular component: TRAMP complex; nucleolus. The record is from RefSeq and is a predicted model, not a curated record. Lineage: Eukaryota; Metazoa; Chordata; Lepidosauria; Squamata; Anolidae.